AUGCUCUUAAUUUUUGAUUGUCCUACUGAGGACUCCACUUCAUAUCUGAAGUUUUCUGAUGAUAUCAUCAAGAAUUCUACAGAGGUGCUUAUACUAUUUUAGGAUACUGAAAUCCCAAAUCAAUUUAGCAAAUAAGUGCAACACAAGAUAUCUCAAAAAAAUAGUGGCAAUAAUUUGCUAGCAAUAGAUAAGUCAAAUGGAUUGCCUUCAAACAUAAUCUCUACUUAUGAUAUAAAUAUCGCGUGGUUGCUGAUAGGUAUCUUCGGAUCUUAAAACAAUAAGCAAGUUCACAUCUUUACAGACUAGGCUGACUAAUUCAAGUCUAGACUUGAGACUAGCUCUAAUGAGAGAAAGCUUAAAACUAACCUAUUCAUCAGAAAAUGCAAUGAGGUCAAAGACUUCAAUGUUGAUGAAGCUAUAAAUCUCUGGAGCUAAUUUGAUAACUAGGAGGUUCUGAGCAACUUUGAAGUCACAUAGCUAAAAACUAUUUUGAAAAAGUUUAUAAAGCAAGUUGUUACAUCGAAGUAGCCAAAUAACCUUGAAAGACUCCUUAACAUAUCUCAAAACUUGGUAAAAGCUCAUAUGUCAACAAUCAGAAAAGAGAAAUACAAGGUCCAAAGUGAUUUGAGUUAUCAUUUCAUUAGAAGCUUGUUUCUUGACAAUGUUUUGGAUAACUAGGUAAUAACAAGUGCAAUCUUGACUAACCAGAUCUAGACUAUCACAGAUUUUGAGAACUUUACUCAGAUAAACUACACUCCCAAGUUUUAAUAGAUCAUUGAUUAGAUCUAGUUGUAAAUCCAUUAGAAAUAGCAGAAGGCUUAGUAAUUAAUAGAUGAUGCUAUUAAUCUUGAGAAUCAAGAACAACAAGAAAAAGUAAGAAAAUUGACUAACGAUGAAGAUAUGCAAGUUGAGUAAAAUGAGGAUCAAAUCAUUUUCCUCGCAGUUUAAACUCUGUUUGACUAGUAUUUACAUCUUUUCCAGAAAGCAAGAAUCUUCGAAAUAAAAAAACUGCACAAGCUAGUGAAGUAAAUUGCUAACUAUGUUCAUGGAUUCAUUAUGAAAAAGGAUACUGCUCCUUAAAAUACGAAGGAUAAGGCUUAAGCAUAGAUUUUACAUAACAAUAGCAAAUAAAUAAGUUCAAAUAUUCUAAAGCUGAUUGCUAAAUUUGGUCUCAUUAAAAUGAUUGAUGCAAAUAUCAUUGAGCAUGAUCAUGCAAAAGUCAAUGAAAUACUCUAAAAUUAGACAUCAAAGACUCUAAAAGAAAGUGACAUAAUUCUUGAUAAAGAACUAGCCAACCAAAUAUUCGACUCUCCAAUUUUGGUAUUUAAAAAAGAAAAAGAAGAGACUAAGCAUGACCAUGAGUAAGUGAAAAAAGAUCCUAUUGAUAUUAUUAUUGAGAAACUAUACCAAUAAAUGAAGAGCAGCAAACAUUUCCCUAAUAGUCUAAGAGAGUUAGAAAGACUUAUCAAAAAGCAUAUUGUUAAAAAGGGAGAGUCGCAACAAGAUGAAGAUAAGACUGUGGAAUCAGUAAUGAAGCGAAUGAAUGAUAAGGGAAUGUUUACUCAAAAGACCAGAACUGGUGAGUCUAAGGAGCAUGCAAAGGAUCCUAAAUUGAGAAAUGUAGAUAUAAUUGAGCUUUAUAAAAAGGAAAAGAAGGAAGAUAUACCAAUUGUAUUUGAGAGUUCGUUGCUGGCAAAGCCACAAUGA
Stylonychia lemnae is the source of this 1707-nucleotide messenger RNA. NCBI's taxonomy places the organism in Eukaryota, Ciliophora, Spirotrichea, Sporadotrichida, Oxytrichidae. The record is from the annotation of a GenBank genome assembly.